This is a messenger RNA of Dibothriocephalus latus, 312 nucleotides long. The record is from the annotation of a GenBank genome assembly. NCBI's taxonomy places the organism in Eukaryota, Metazoa, Platyhelminthes, Cestoda, Diphyllobothriidea, Diphyllobothriidae.
UUUACAACGAAACAUCUGGUACCCGCCAUCUGGAAGGUGGCCUUCUGCUUCUAUACCUCACAGUAUCUCUCUUCGGAUUGGCUACAGUCCACGCUAACACCCACCAAAGAACCGCGUGAUAGUUGGGCCCUUGAAACAGCCGAUUCUGAAACUAAUGGGGGCUUAAUGAUAUCCCCAGCGGAAAUCGAAUCAAUGUCGGAAGUUGGAAAGCUGCGUGACCUUACUUUAGACGAGGCUGAUCGCACUCUCGACUCCGCAGUGCAACACACUCUUGGACUAGAAAGACUUGAAACCAAAAUGCUGGCUGAGUAA